Homo sapiens (human) is the source of this 923-nucleotide messenger RNA. It is a transcript of the gene PRB4, whose product is annotated as proline rich protein BstNI subfamily 4. The coding region runs from base 39 to 782 and encodes 247 amino acids. The record is from RefSeq and is marked reviewed. NCBI's taxonomy places the organism in Eukaryota, Metazoa, Chordata, Mammalia, Primates, Hominidae. The transcript has 4 exons. Gene Ontology annotation, cellular component: extracellular region.
AGCACAGAGUUGGGAGUGACUCCAGAGCCUCCAGCGAGAUGCUGCUGAUUCUGCUGUCAGUGGCCCUGCUGGCCCUGAGCUCAGCUGAGAGUUCAAGUGAAGAUGUCAGCCAGGAAGAAUCUCUCUUCCUAAUAUCAGGAAAGCCAGAAGGACGACGCCCACAAGGAGGAAACCAGCCCCAACGUCCCCCACCUCCUCCAGGAAAGCCACAAGGACCACCCCCACAAGGAGGAAACCAGUCCCAAGGUCCCCCACCUCCUCCAGGAAAGCCAGAAGGACGACCCCCACAAGGAGGCAACCAGUCCCAAGGUCCCCCACCUCAUCCAGGAAAGCCAGAAAGACCACCCCCACAAGGAGGAAACCAGUCCCAAGGUACCCCACCUCCUCCAGGAAAGCCAGAAAGACCACCCCCACAAGGAGGCAACCAGUCCCACCGUCCCCCACCUCCUCCAGGAAAGCCAGAAAGACCACCCCCACAAGGAGGUAACCAGUCCCAAGGUCCCCCACCUCAUCCAGGAAAGCCAGAAGGACCACCCCCACAGGAAGGAAACAAGUCCCGAAGUGCCCGAUCUCCUCCAGGAAAGCCACAAGGACCACCCCAACAAGAAGGCAACAAGCCUCAAGGUCCCCCACCUCCUGGAAAGCCACAAGGCCCACCCCCAGCAGGAGGCAAUCCCCAGCAGCCUCAGGCACCUCCUGCUGGAAAGCCCCAGGGGCCACCUCCACCUCCUCAAGGGGGCAGGCCACCCAGACCUGCCCAGGGACAACAGCCUCCCCAGUAAUCUAGGAUUCAAUGACAGGAAGUGAAUAAGAAGAUAUCAGUGAAUUCAAAUAAUUCAAUUGCUACAAAUGCCGUGACAUUGGAACAAGGUCAUCAUAGCUCUAACUUUAAUAUACCAAUAAAAUAAUCAGCUUGCAAUUUC